Messenger RNA from Notothenia coriiceps (black rockcod), 2155 nucleotides. RefSeq names its product fibrous sheath CABYR-binding protein-like. The coding region runs from base 1 to 600 and encodes 199 amino acids. The record is from RefSeq and is a predicted model, not a curated record. The transcript has 3 exons. NCBI's taxonomy places the organism in Eukaryota, Metazoa, Chordata, Actinopteri, Perciformes, Nototheniidae.
AUGGCCUCUGAGUUGCUCCUGUCGACUCGGAUGAGGCACGAGGAUGACAUCUUCGUUCAUCGGCCUCCAGGCUGGCAAAGCGGGAACAGAUAUUCCGGGCUCUCCGGGCGAAAGCACACCAGCUUCACCGCCUGCCUAAAAGUGUGGACUUUAGAAGAAGCCCCUGCACCAGUAGAGGUGGCACCAGUAGAAGAAGCCCCUGCACCAGUAGAAGAAGCCCCUGCACCAGUAGAGGUGGCCCCAGUAGAAGAAGCCCCUGCACCAGUAGAGGUGGCCCCAGUAGAAGAAGCCCCUGCACCAGUAGAGGUGGCACCAGUAGAAGAAGCCCCUGCACCAGUAGAGGUUGCACCAGUAGAAGAAGCCCCUGCACCAGUAGAAGAAGCCCCUGCACCAGUAGAAGAAGCCCCUGCACCAGUAGUGGUGGCACCAGUAGUAGAAGCCCCUGCAGAGACCUUGGCAGAGGGUCCCCAGAGAGAGUACAUCGUUGUGGUUCUUGAAGGAGCACCUAAAGCUGAGAAGCGGCUCAAGGUGCUGGGCGUGAGCUCCAUGACUGGUAGAGUCAUCACAGCCCCAGAGGAGGACCGCUCCCCUGCUGAGUAAACGGCUCCUGGAUGAUGACCUAAUAUCCUCCAGAAGGAGAGGAUGUGCCUUUCUCCAACAUCUUCCCUUCCUCCCUUUACCCAAUACAAAUCAAAGGGACUUGUAGUAGUACAAAUACAGUUCCAGUGUUAAAAUAUAAAUAACGCACAGACCCAAGCCUGCGUUAUGGAUCCAUUCACCAACAUGUGAGCAGUGCCCAUUACUGUGACACUCCACACUGACCUCCAUGUCCUGGCUCAUCCGUAGAUAAACAGAUCUCAGGUGUUUCCUUCACCAGCCUCACUAACACUUCUUCAGUGAAUUGCAACCUGUUACCUUGUGUGUUUUAAAAACGGACCCAUCCAGUCACCGUUUCUUCUUACUGUUACAGAGUUUACUGCCUCCGAAUCACUCCGUGGAAUACCUCCAUACAGCACCACAUUCUGUUAACCCAUGCUCUGCCUAGCCACGUCUAAUGUGAAAUUAGUGUUAUAUUUUAAAGAAGCUAGGUUCAUUUUUAUUCACCAAAAUUACCCGACCUCAGGUUUUUCUUCUACUUAGUAAAGAUUUAGAGAGACGGCAUGUACCACAGCCACCUGGCUACCUCACUGUUCCUUAUGUUUUCAGCAUUCAAGCGACUGUACCUCUUCUUGAAGCAGUCUGUAUUGCAGCUCCAGAGCCAACAACACAGUUGCAAAGCCAAUUCAUGGAGCGCCCUAACUCUCCUAUAAAGCAGGCAUUGUUUAUUUUCCUUCCCUUUUUUAAAUGGUAAUUCAACACUGAAACAUGUGUUCCUCUGCUCUCAAUGGGUAAACUCUAAAGCGCUUCCCCAGUCGGUGAUGUCACAGCAGGUUCGUUCCACCAACACCAGACACUGACCCAUAGAGAGCAGCAGCUGUUUUCCUUUUCAUGUUCAGUGUUUGCAUACCCUCUGUUCAUCCUUAAUGAUAUAGACAAUCUGAUGAUUAGAUGUGAAUGUAUACAAUAUAAGGGACAUCUUCCUGAUUGGAAGAUAAUGGUGCAAAAGUCCUUCUACCUUUUGUUCUUUUCCACACACACCCCUGAGGAAGCUGGUGUGUUCCUAGAGAGCUGCUUCAGUGAGGAUGGUCAGUGGGUUGAUGGAGGAUGUAUGAGCAGCAUUCUGUUCUUUCACUCUGCUUUCAGUCAGAUCUGUGUGGAUGUGUGCUUUAAAGGAUGCGGCAUGUGCGCUCGGUAAUGCUCUUGAUGUGCUUGUGUGACGUGAGGUGUGUAUGGGAAGUGUUGCAGUCUGUCUGAAGUAAAGUCUCCUGUGUGAAAUGCAAACUGUCCCCUCUUCUUUGAGGCCCUCUUUCAGAUCUCUCCCCUCUACUCUUGGAUUGCUGGCUUUGUUAGUUUGUUCUAUGUUAAUUGAAAAAUAUCUGAGAAUAAUUAAAUAUGACAAUUUAGUAAUGUAUUUUGAAAAUGUAAAUUUGUCUGUUGAGGCUCUCAGGCAGGUUUCUGUUACGGGAUGUGAGUUGAUGUCUUUGAUUAAGCAAAGGACAGAAACUGACUGCUUCACACAUGCAUGUAUUUGCAAAAUAAAGAUGGAUUAAACCUA